AUGAUACACCAAUAUCUCACGUAUUACCCCAAGAAGGUUGCACGAUGGAUUGCACCUCCUCCUCAGAAAUCAGAGGAUGGUCGCGAUCAGUGGCCCUCUAGGGCAGCGUUCCUGCUGGCUGCCAUGGGAGGUUGCGCUGGCCAAGGAAACUUGCUGCGAUAUCCGUCGGUAGUAUACAAUAACUAUGGACUACAAUGGUUUAUCCCAUAUUUACUAGCCAUCUUUGCGGUUGCCAUUCCUGCCUUGAUUCUGGAAAUCGCCAUCGGACAAGCCUAUCGUGGUGGAGCGGUGAUCGCCUUCAACAAUAUCAAUAAUCGGUUGAAGGGCGUUGGCCUUGGUCCAGCAUUGGUCAGCUUCGUCGUUGUGCAAUAUUUUACAGUGAAUCUAGCGUGGAUUAUGAAAUAUUUUCGCAACUCCUUCCGCAGUCCCCUGCCAUGGGAAGGCAGAAUUGAGGGUUUCUACAUGGGCGACGUUGUCGCAAAUACCGACCCAGUAGUGGGAAAUCUCACUGCAGGAAAUGGUGUUGUCGAAAAUUACACUACUUACCCCGGCGUGGCCUUGAUCGGCGAGACGGUCGGCUGGAGCGCCUUUAUUUGGUUUCUCAUCUGGAUAUCCAUUUUUCGUGGAGUGGGCCUGACCGGCCGUGUUGUGUACUGGACAAUGGGUCUGCCGAUUGUCACAACCAUUAUCAUCGUUGGUCGUGCUUGUUCCCUUGAAAAUGCGCGCGAAGGUAUCCGGCUUCUAUGGGCAACCUGGAGGGACGACCAAUUAGCCUCUGGGACUGUCUGGCAAACUGCAGUUGGACAAGUCUUCUUUUCCACAGGAAUCGGCUUUGGUUAUUUUACCUCGUAUGCUUCAUACAAUUCCAAGCACUCCAAUGCUGUCAUGGACGCAUUUCUCAUAUGUGGGAGUAAUGUUUUGUUUGAAAAUUUUGCCGCCUUUGCCGUCUUUGGUAUCAUAGGCUACCUUCGACGUUGGCCACAAGAUGACGAGAGAUUAGGCGCAUUUGUGGUUGGUUUUCUAACACUUCCCGAGGCGGUGCUUCACAUGCCCGGUGCGAAUUGGUGGGCUAUUCUUCUCUUCUUCACACUAGUGGUUCUUGGGUUCAGCUCUGCCUUUGUGAUGCUUGACGUGGUGGCUACCUUGGCUGUGGAUGCCGGCGUUAAACUUUCACGGCCGGUGAUUGUGACUGGUCUCACAAUACUCUCAUUCCUCAUGUGCCUACCAUACUGUACCAAAUUUGGAUUCUAUCUAUUAGACGGAAUCGACCGAUGGAUAAACAACGUGGCCCUGAUAUUCGUUGUGUGGUCAGAACUGGUCGGAGCUACAACGGUAUACCGGUGGCACGAUGUGGUAAGCCAGACUGGAUUUCCUGCUUUUGUUCUCUACAACUUUGGAUAUUUCGGUGCCCAAAUCCUCGGAGUUGCAGUUGCACACGGAGUCUCCAGUCCAGCAGCUGGUGCUGGUGCAGGUUUUGGACUAUAUAUUUGCUGCUCAGUAGGUUCAACUUUGGUGGCCACAACUCCAAGUAUCAAAGGUGCCAGUUUCUGGGGACGAAGGCCACUGCUCAGUCGGUUUUGGUAUCUAGCUUUCUACUCUGGUAAUCAGUUGAGACGCGACUUGAACGAUGUUGUUGGUGGCAACGGAAACUGGAAUAUCCCUCGUUUCUGGCCUGUUCUCCUCCGGUACAUCAGCGCACCUAUUCUAGCCAUAGUUUUCAGCUUUGCAUAUCCCGAAUUCUAUUCCCUGCGAUAUGAUCCACUGAUGAUUGCGGGAUUCAUUCUAGCACAUCUUUGCCUGCUUUUGAUCUUGCUUGGUGUGGUAUUGCCGCGAUAUUACAAUGUUUUCAUCCCGUAUCAUCGGCGAGGCGAGGGAAACCAAAUUACGGUUGCCAGUCGGCCCAAAGAGCAGCUCGCAGAUACUGGUGGAUUUGACGUUGAAGGGGGCGUGCCAGGUCCGUUUCCUUUGAGGAUGAGUUCCGACCUGACAACUACCGAGAAUACGAUAACAACGCGGAAGGUUUAG
Molecule: messenger RNA, 2025 nt
Organism: Penicillium antarcticum
Lineage: Eukaryota; Fungi; Ascomycota; Eurotiomycetes; Eurotiales; Aspergillaceae
Product: sodium:neurotransmitter symporter family protein
Exons: 2
Coding region: 1-2025 (674 amino acids)
Biological process (GO): sodium ion transmembrane transport
Cellular component (GO): membrane
Source: RefSeq, a predicted model, not a curated record